Messenger RNA from Sander lucioperca (pikeperch), 1861 nucleotides. Its product is annotated as 5-hydroxytryptamine receptor 5A. Gene Ontology annotation, biological process: adenylate cyclase-activating adrenergic receptor signaling pathway. Gene Ontology annotation, cellular component: plasma membrane. The coding region runs from base 335 to 1375 and encodes 346 amino acids. The record is from RefSeq and is a predicted model, not a curated record. The transcript has 3 exons. Gene Ontology annotation, molecular function: G protein-coupled serotonin receptor activity. Lineage: Eukaryota; Metazoa; Chordata; Actinopteri; Perciformes; Percidae.
CACACGCAAAUCUAUCACAUGCCGAGAAAACGCAGUGUUUAUCAUGUGAAUUGGACUCAGUUCCCCCUUCCGACCACUGUGUGGUUCAUUCCAGCGGCUCUGUAUCUUUAGUGCGAGGUGCGUUCCUGCUGUCAUCAACACACUGAGCCAGGCAGUUCAAUCACUCCGCUGACACGCCAGCGAAGUGAAUUUCGAUGGAGAGGUUAAGACCGAGCAGAUAUAUUCUCGUGCAGGACUGUUUUAUGCCGAACUGUUAAUGGGAAUGCAUCGACUUACUGCGGAAACUGUCUCUGAAUCACCUUGGCCCUUGGUUGCGGGGCUGUGAGCAGCUACCAUGACGUAUCCCAACACCAGCAUACUGUCAGCCAACUUCAGUGAAGCUUUGGACGGCCAUGACUCCGGGGGAAACAUCUACAGGCCUUUUUCUGUUUUCAGCGUGCUCACUCUUACAUUACUGGCAAUGCUGGUGGUGGCCACCUUUGUGUGGAACUUGCUGGUGCUGGUGACCAUCCUGAGGGUGAGGACAUUUCACCGGGUGCCCCACAACCUUGUGGCUUCCAUGGCCAUCUCUGACGUGAUGGUGGCUGCCCUGGUCAUGCCGCUCAGCCUUGUCCAUGAGCUGAACGGCAGGCUGUGGAAACUGGGCCGCGUGCUGUGCCAGGUGUGGAUCUCCUUCGACGUGCUCUGCUGCACAGCCAGCAUCUGGAAUGUGACGGCCAUCGCGCUGGACCGCUACUGGUCCAUCACCAGGCAUCUAGAGUACACGCUCAAGACGCGCAAAAAGAUCUCAAAUGUGAUGAUCGCACUCACGUGGCUGCUGUCGUCCAUCAUUUCCCUGUCACCGCUUUUCGGCUGGGGGGAGACCUACACAGAGGGGAUGAAGUGCCAGGUGAGCCAGGAGCCGUCCUACACGAUCUUCUCCACCUUCGGAGCAUUUUACCUGCCGCUUUGUGUGGUGCUGUUUGUUUAUUGGAAGAUCUACAAGGCUGCCAAGUUUCGGAUUGGCUCCCGCAAGACCAAUACAAUAACGCCCAUGGCUGAGGUAAAGGACGAAACACAUCAGCCGCAGAUGGUGUUUACUGUGCGCCAUGCCACCGUGACCUUCCAGACAGACGGGGACACAUGGCGCGAGCAGAAGGAGAAAAAGGCAGCGCUGAUGGUAGGCAUUUUGAUCGGCGUGUUUGUACUUUGCUGGAUCCCCUUCUUCAUCACCGAGCUCAUCGUCCCACUGUGCUCUUGUGACAUCCCACCCAUCUGGAAGAGUAUCUUCCUGUGGCUGGGAUACUCCAACUCCUUCUUUAAUCCGCUCAUAUACACAGCCUUUAAUAAGAACUACAACAAUGCCCUGAGGAACCUCUUCUCCCGGCAGCGCUGAGCCACUCAGCACCCUCGGCAGACACACUACACCAGCAUGCACUCCACUGUGUUACUCCUCCAGACAGAGAAGGACUAAACUGUCUAUAUCCAUCACUCAAUCAACCUUCAGAUGGAUGAUAACCAGAGACUGUCUGAAAAUACUGUCUUUAUAAAUUUGUUGUUUCUUUUCAUGUUUUGUUUUGUCUAUUACCAUGCUGAGGUUACCUCACAGCUGGACUGAGACAAGUCACUGAGCUACUAGAGAGUAUCUACAGAGAGAAAUCCAUUGGUUGUGUCGUGACAGUACUGGAUACAGUGCUGUCUACAUGUUGGUUUCCUUCUGCUGUUUCAGGCUUGUUAGGGAGGAAGCCAUGUUAACUCCCUCAUAAACAGUUUCAGCAUCAUAUGUGAAGCUGCUGGGAAUAAUUUAGAACAAAGCUGGAAGAAAUUCUUCAAAAUAAUCUUUUAGAAUGGCACAAAAAUAACCUCAUAAAUAAUAAACCAA